AUGUGGGGGAGACGGCCCUGAUCGAGCUGGAGGAUGGCAGCAUGUGGGCGGUGGCUGAUAACGGGCGCUUCUCUCCUCCUCCUCCUCCAUGGUGCACGCGGUUCCCUGCCCUGAGGCUAUCUCGCUGCAAUGGCCAGUUCAUGCGGUGCCUUGGCCGCCCUCGCCUCAGGCAUAAAAGGCCACGGUCGCGUGAGCGUGCACUCCGAGCAUCCGUCUUCUCUCCACGCCAUCUCCCGCCGCUCCGGCCGGGCUGUUCCCAGACAUGGCCGCCAUCCAGCGCAAGACGUCCGACUUGUCCGUCACCGACGAAAAGUCCGGAUCCGCCGUCGUCGACGAGAAGGGGCCUUUCGACCACCUCCCCGUCCUCGACACCGCCCACGUCGAUGCCGCCGCCGUCGGUGAUGUCUCUGAGGACGUCCGUGCCAUCGAUCUCGACGCGUCCGGCAAGGAGCGCCCCAUCGAGACCGGCCAGGACUAUGCCCUCCGUCUCGUCUCCCUCGAGGACGACCCCACCCUCCCCGUCCUCACCUUCCGCACCUGGUUCCUCGGCCUCGGUCUCGCCUGCUUCGCCGCCGUCCUCGGCGAACUUUUCUACUUCCGCCCCCAGACCGUCCAGGUGUCCGGCCUCUUCCUCCAGGUCCUCGCCUUCAUCCUCGGCCGCGCCUUCGAGGGCGCCCUCCCGGGACCCAACCACGCCGUCGACAAGAUGCGCACCCGCGACAACCGCUUCUGGCGCUUCAUCAACCCCGGCCCCUUCAACAUCAAGGAGCAUGUCGCCAUCAGCAUCAUGUCGACGACCGCGUCCGACCAGGCCAUUGCCAUCUCCGUAUUUGCCGCGCAGGACCUCUACUACCACGUCGCCGUCAACCCCGCGAUUGGCAUCUUCACCCUGAUCGCGUCCCAGCUGAUCGGCUAUGGGCUCGUGGGGCUCGCCCGCGACUACCUCGUCUACCCGACCUGGGCCGUCUACCCGUUCCUCAUGCCCCAGGUCCAGCUCUUCGACGCCAUGCACCGCGGCCAGGGCAUCUUCCUCCAGAAGAAGCGCCGCGUCUUCUUCUGGAGCGUCCUCGUCGGCAUCUUCGUCUGGGAGUGGUUCCCGGAGUACAUUGCCACCACGCUCACGGGUAUCUCCAUCUUCUGCUUGGCCGAUCGCCACAGCGCGUGGGUCACCCGUAUCUUUGGUGGUGCGGCCGGAAACGAGGGGCUUGGGCUGUUUGCGCUCUCGCUCGACUGGAACUACAUCGGUUCGGGCGGCGGCGCGAUCGGCUCGCUCUUCACGCCUCUCGCGACGCAGCUCUCGCUCUACUCGGGUGUCAUCGUCUGCAUCAUCGCGUUCUGCGCUUGCUACUCGCGCGACGUGUGGCACGCGCAGAACUUCCCGUUCCUGUCGCAGCUGCUCUUCUACGAAAACGGCACGCAGUACGAGCAGCUCGCGAUCCUCAACAGCGACUUCACGCUCAACAACACGCUGCUCGAGCAGCAGGGCCUCCCGUACUACGCCGCGUCGCAGACCCUCUACCAGCUCUCGCGGACGGCGUACAUCGGCACGGCGGUGACGCACUUCUUCAUCUGGCACUUCAAGGACGUCUACCAGGUCGUGCGGAACGUGCGCACGCAGGAGUGCCAGGACGCGCACUACCAGAAGAUGAAGGUGUACAAGGAGGUCCCCUUCUGGUGGUUCUUCGUCCUCUUCCUGAUCAUGUUCGCGCUCGGCAUGGGCCUGAUCUACGCGGCGGACUCCGGCCUUCCGUGGUGGGGCUUCAUCGUCGCGCUCAUCUUCUCGACGGCGUUCGUCCCGAUCCUGGGCACGCUCUAUGCGACGGUGGGCUACCAGCCGAGCUUGCAGUUCUUGAUCCAGAUGGUCGGCGGCGCGAUGAUCCCCGGCAAGCCCGUCGCCAACAUGUACUUCACGCUCUAUGGCUACCAGACGUACCAGCUCACGCUGAACAUGCUGCGCGACCUCAAGCUCGGGCAGUACACGAAGCUGCCGCCGCGGGUGACGUUCCUGAUGCAGACCGUGGGGGGCAUCGUCGGGGGUGUGCUCAACUACGUGAUCAUGAAGUCGGUCAUCUCGGGGAACCGCGAGAUCCUGCUGGACGUGCAGGGCACGAACGUGUGGUCCGGGCAGCAGGUGCAGUCGUACAACUCGGCCGCGAUCACGUGGGGCGCGCUCGCGAAGCCGCUGUACGCGCCGGGCGCGCGGUACGGGUUCAUCCCGUGGAUGCUCAUCGCGGGGCUCGCGGUGCCGAUCCCGUUCUUCAUCGCGCACCGGCUGUGGCCGCGCGCGGGGUUCAACUACGUGUUCACGCCGGUCGUCGUCGCGGAGCUGGGGUACCUGUCGGUCGGGAUCAACUCGUCGUGGAUGACGUCGCUCGCGGUCGCGGUGUUCUCGCAGUGGUACCUGCGCAAGUACCGCCCGCGCUGGUUCCGCAAGUACAACUUCCUCCUGAGCGCCGCGCUCGACGGGGGCACGCAGAUCAUGGUGUUUGUGUACUCGUUUGCGGUCGGCGGCGCGAGCGGGAAGGCGGUCGCGUUCCCGAACUGGGCGCUGAACCCGGCGGGGAACCCGGACUACUGUAUGCGCCUUACGGACUGAGCUCUGCGACGGGACGCUCUUCUCCUUGGUGGCACGCUGUAUCAUAUGUACGUGGAUACACUGUUAGGGUAGUAGGUACAUAUAGAUUUACGAUAUAUAGAGCACGAUGCACACGACGCACGAUUGGGAUACGUCGCUGACGAUGCUGCAUGUAGUAGUACGUUUUAUCGAUUCUAUCCCCUCUUCCGUUUCUUG
Molecule: messenger RNA, 2791 nt
Organism: Rhodofomes roseus
Lineage: Eukaryota; Fungi; Basidiomycota; Agaricomycetes; Polyporales; Fomitopsidaceae
Product: OPT oligopeptide transporter
Exons: 10
Coding region: 263-2596 (777 amino acids)
Biological process (GO): transmembrane transport
Molecular function (GO): oligopeptide transmembrane transporter activity
Source: RefSeq, a predicted model, not a curated record